This is a messenger RNA of Saccostrea cuccullata (small rock oyster), 392 nucleotides long. RefSeq lists its product as uncharacterized. The transcript has 5 exons. The coding region runs from base 12 to 392 and encodes 126 amino acids. NCBI's taxonomy places the organism in Eukaryota, Metazoa, Mollusca, Bivalvia, Ostreida, Ostreidae. The record is from RefSeq and is a predicted model, not a curated record.
CCUAGGAGACCAUGUUUUCGAAUACUGCAUCGUGUCCAGGCAAUAGAAAUGAUUGGGAAAAUCAAGACCAGCACUGGAAUUGUUCUAAAACGAAUAAAGUCUAUCAUUGUCUUUUUGAUAAUAAUGGAAAUCUAGGAGAAAUAUGCCUCAGAGGACCCCCUGCACAGGUUCAAAAAAAUUUCUGCCCUCAGUACAAUCAGGUGGCCAGAGAUGUAACUACUGUUCUUUGUGAUAAGUCAGCUGGGUGUCCCAAUAAGUCAUUUUCUUCCAAUGAGGUAUAUAAAUAUCCAGUUUGUCUACAGGGCAUAUAUACAGAUACUACAGAGAGUCAAAGACCAAGUACAAUAAGGAAAGCUAGAUGGCAUUCAAUAAAAACAGAAAUGGUCGAGUAA